Messenger RNA from Silurus meridionalis, 2473 nucleotides. RefSeq names its product intraflagellar transport 74 (gene ift74). The transcript has 21 exons. NCBI's taxonomy places the organism in Eukaryota, Metazoa, Chordata, Actinopteri, Siluriformes, Siluridae. Gene Ontology annotation, cellular component: cilium; intraciliary transport particle B; centrosome. Gene Ontology annotation, biological process: cilium assembly; intraciliary transport involved in cilium assembly. Bases 162 to 1964 code for a protein of 600 amino acids. Gene Ontology annotation, molecular function: beta-tubulin binding. The record is from RefSeq and is a predicted model, not a curated record.
UCAUUAUUUAAUCUUUAUAAAUGCGCUAGGAAUGGUCUACUUUCAGCAUAGAAAAGCGUUUUAAAUGCUAAUGUCGAGUUAGCUUAGCAGUUAGUUUACUCCGAAACAGCUAGCUAGCUAACAUACAGCUAACCGACCUGGCUUUUUUUUAUUAAACCAUUAUGGCAAAUCAGAGACCCCUAUCAGGCAGACCCAUGAGCCGUAGUUCUUUAAUCCCAGGGACUGCAAGACCACCAACUGGCAUCAGACCUCCACAGACAGCGAUCCGAGUGGGAACAGGGGUGGUCCCCAGUACUGGACGUCCAGGAACCAGGGCGGGCCCAAUUGCCACCCCGGGGGUGCUUUCAGCUCAGAUUAAAGUGACCGAUCGUCCUGUCACUCAGCAGGGUCUCAGUGGAAUGAAGACCGGAGGGAAAGGACCACAGAGACAAAUCCUGGAUAAGUCCUACUACCUUGGUUUACUCCGGAGUAAAAUAAAUGAGCUUACAACAGAGAACAGCAAGCUACAGAAAGAGAUCGACAUCUUCAACCAGGAGAACUCGGUUUACCUGUCAUAUGAAAAAAGAGCGGAGAGCCUUGCCGGGGAAAUAAAGGACCUACAAGGCCACCUGGCAGACUACAACAUGCUGGUUGACAAACUGAACACCAACACAGAGAUGGAUGAAGUAAUGAAUGAAAUCAGCAUGUUGAAAGUACAGAACGACAGAGAAGCCCAAAGCAUAGAUGCCAUAUUCACAGAGAGAAGAGAGAAAGAGGAUUUGAUCCAUGCUAUAGAGGAAGAGACUGAGAGGGAGAAGCAGGCAGCAGAUGAUAUCGUGAAAAAAAUGCCCGUAGAAAAACAAGCCAAAUAUGCUGAGAUGAAAGCAGUCAACGAGGAGCUGCUACAGGAACUGGCAGCUCGGCAGGACGAACUGGACACACUGAUGGCCAGGAAGGAAACAUUAGACGCUGAAUUGGAGCACUCCCAGGUGAAGCAGGAGGCCAUGGUGCUGUAUGAGAGGCUGCACGAGCUGGAGCUGCGUCGAGACGCCCUGCAGGCCGAAGACAAGAGCAAGAUCUCUCCACAGGAAGAGAGAGAAUGUCUGCUGAAACAGGUGAAAGAAGAUAAUCAAGAAAUCGCCAGCAUGGAGCGCCAACUGACGGAAACACGGGAAAAAAUAAGCCGCCUCACAGAAGAGUUGCGACAACUUGACAAGGACAUGGAGGACCAUCAAGAUGGCGAACGAACCCAAAAGUACAAAGAGCUGCAGAAAAAAGAAGAGGAAAUCGACGCUUACCUGGAAACGUUCGACACAAAUCGAGCUCAGGAGAUGGAGCACAUUCGGGAGACUCAGGCCAGCAUCGUGGCUCUGCUGGAGCAGUCUAGCAGGAUGAUGAAUCGGAUGAAUCAACUUUCGGCCAUCAGUCCCCAUGAGCUCAAGUCCAUGCAGGAGGACCUCAGCUUUAAAGAGACGGAGAUGCAGAAAUCUCAGAGCACAGCCAAUGGAUUGUCUUCUGAGUGUGAACGUCUGCAGCAGGACCUACUGAAUGUGGAGCGACUGGAAGGGAAAGUGCAAUCAGAGAUGAAUUCUCUGAAAGAAAAAAUCCUGCAGAUGACCGAAGGACUGAAGACGUACAGGGAUCUCGACGCCCUGAAAGCCUCCGGAGAGCACAAGGUGAAGAUGUUACAAGAAGAACGAGUGUCUUUAAUUGAGAGGAGAGAUGCCUUUAAGAAGAUCAAUCACAAGAUGAAUAAGGAAUACGAGACUGUUGCAGCACAAUUGCAAGAGAACGAGACUCACGCACAGCUGACAAAUCUGGAAAGGAAGUGGCAGCACCUUGAACAGAACAACUUUGUUAUGAAAGAAUUCAUCGCUUCUAAAAGCUUGGAGAGCGAUUACCGGCCCGUGAAGAAGAAUGUCAUCAAGCAGCUGUCUGAAUACAAUAAGAUCCUCAUGGAUGCUUUGCAGGGUACCAAAAACUGAGCAGCGCUUCCUGCCUCCCCUGUAGCCGCCAAUGCGGCUCGCCGACUUCAUCACUGACUCACUUCCCGUGCAGGAAUGCUCUCCUACUCAACAUUCCAAACGCAUGGCACACGUGCCGUUGAGAUUAGAGGGACGGCCCCUGUGGUAAAAAUCCGUCUUCCUCGGCUUUAUCCGUGACACGAUUUGAUGGAAUACAUGGACACAGCGGAAUAGGGAAGAGAUACGAGUAUGUAGCCGAAUCAAGAAUUACCUCUAUAUGGAUAUUUAUACAGAAAUAUUUCUAUUUAAAUAUUUACAAGGCGAAUAAAUCUAGUUGUCUAUUGGGAUGUGUUUAUUACGUCACAAGGAAAUGAGGAAGUCUGGAUCUUGUAAUGAAAUUGAAAUAAAAAAAUUUACGAUGUUUUGAAUUCAUUUAUUUCAUACAAUUGAAAAUAAAUAUCUAAAUCCUUGUCCAUUAUGAUAAAUACAUGUUAAUUCAUCUCGAAUAAAGUACUCAAUAUUUUCCCUUA